AUGACUCAACCAACUUUUGUAGUUGAACAUUUGGAUCCUGAACUAGGACCAUGGUCCACACUGGAAUAUGCCUGUAUUGCUCGUGAAUCCCACGACCGCGGGGCAAGAUUCAUGCUCAGCUCUGUGCCCGCUGAGCUGCAGAUGCCUGCAGAACUGGCCGCUACUAAGGGUCUCGAGGUCGAGCAGCGUAGUGUCGAAGAGAUCUUCGCCGACCGCAAAGAUAAGGUCUGCUUGCUAGACCCCUCCGCUCAGGUUGAAUUGAGUCCCGAGGAUGGUGAUAUUUUUGAAGUCUUUUUAUUCGGUGGUAUCCUUGGCGAUGACCCGCCUAGAGAUCGUACCUCGGAAUUGAGAAAGAAAGGAUAUGUCGGCCGCCGAUUGGGGCCUAAGCAGAUGACUACUGAUACUGCUGUGCGAGUUACUCGUUUGGUUGUUCAUGAGAAAAUUCCUCUCGAUGACAUUCAAUAUGUCGACUACCCGGAAUUGAUCAUCAAUGAGCAUGAACGCACCGAGAUGCCUUUCCGUUAUGUCAAGGAUGCUAAUGAGCAACCUAUUAUGCCUGAUGGAAUGGUGGAUCUUAUUAAGAAUGAUGCGGACAAGUCUCUUGAUUUCUAA
This is a messenger RNA of Penicillium griseofulvum, 612 nucleotides long. RefSeq names its product SAM-dependent methyltransferase. The transcript has 5 exons. The coding region runs from base 1 to 612 and encodes 203 amino acids. The record is from RefSeq and is a predicted model, not a curated record. Lineage: Eukaryota; Fungi; Ascomycota; Eurotiomycetes; Eurotiales; Aspergillaceae. Gene Ontology annotation, molecular function: protein-arginine omega-N monomethyltransferase activity. Gene Ontology annotation, biological process: peptidyl-arginine methylation.